GUUUGUUGACGCUGCUAAUUCCUGCCUUUUCCACUUUUUCUUGAUUGCCAUCUAUGCUGAGGUGCGGACCGCAAUCAAUGUACGAAACUACGAAUCGACCAGAGGAAGAGGUGAAAGCAUGACUGAGAUGAUUUGAAGAUGUAUGAGUUUUUUAGCAGUGAUCUAAGAAUAUGCCAAGCGAGCUAUGGUUUGCACUGCCGACGAUUUACAAGAAUGGAAAGACUUUCCUAAGGGUCUGAGGGUUCUUCUCCUUGAUCGGGACAGCCGCUCCGCUACCGAGAUAAGAGCAAAACUUGAGGAAAUGGAGCAUGUUGUCUAUUACUGUAAUGAUGAGAAGGAAGCUUUGUCAGCGAUUAUGAACACACCGGAAAACUUCCAUAUUGCAAUUCUGGAGAUGUGCGAAGGAAAUUAUGAUGAGAGUUUUAAAUUGCUUGGAAGUUCCAAGGACUUGCCAAUCAUAAUGACUUCAGAUGUUUAUUGCCUAAGUACCAUGAUGAAGUGCAUUGCACUUGGUGCAGUUGAGUUCUUGCUGAAACCACUCUCUGAGGACAAACUGAGGAAUAUCUGGCAGCAUGUUCUUCACAAGGCAUUUUCCAGUACACCGAAGCCUGAAGUAGACUCCGCAGCAUCCUUGAUGCAGCUCCAAUUAGAGAGUGAAGACAAUAAUGGAGUUCUGGAAGAUACGGAAGGUCUUUCUUGGAUUCAAGACAUUGUAUGGGAGCAAGAGCAACCAGAAGGAAAUGUUAACUCUCAACUGAACCAGGGAUCAUCGAUGCAAGGUUGCUGGGAAAGUGGAGAUCAAAUGAACUGUCCAAUGGAAACAGAUUGCAGUGACAAAGAUGUGCAGUCUAACUUCGUCGAAACUACUUCACAUGAUUUGGUUUGUGAAGAUACCCUUCAGGAGCGCCAACCUCGAUUAUCUGGCAACGUAAUGGUCAAAGAAGAUGAGAACUCUGCAGUUGGUUUAAUCGCAGAAAGCGACAUUUAUCUUCCCUUGCAGAAUAAAUGUGGCGUCAAAAGUGGUCCUUCAGCAGCAGAGCACUCAAUCCAAGGAUCUGAUGUGAACCCUUCAGCUGGUUCCAAAUCGAAGAAAACAAAGGUGGACUGGAGCCCAGAGCUACAUAGAAAGUUUAUUCAGGCAGUCGAACAGUUGGGCAUAGAUCGUGCGAUUCCUUCCAAAAUACUUGAGCUGAUGAAAGUUGAAGGUUUGACAAGGCACAACGUUGCAAGUCAUCUCCAGAAGUACAGGAUGCAAAAAAAACAUGCGGUCCACAGAGAAGAAAAUCCAAGAUUUUCAAUGCUAACCAAUCACUUGAAACCGAACAUGGCUUACCUUUCUUAUUAUCCGUACUGUGGAAUAUCCAUGUCCGCUGUUUAUCGAACAUGGAUACAGAACAAUGGCCAACCAGCUAGUGUCAACAUGUGGGGUCCGCCUGAUUAUCGCCAUUGGCCGCAACCAGGAACUCAGCCAUGGAAUUCUUAUGCUGGGAUGCAAGCUGAUGCAUGGGGUUGCCCUGUGAUGCUGCCUUCUCGUGCACCAUAUUUUUCAUAUCCUCAGCAAAUUUCAUCAUCACACAAUGUGUAUACAGCAAAUGAGAGCUAUGGCACGCCUCACAGUUCAUUUGAUAUUCAACCAGAUGAGGAGCUGAUUGACAAGAUUGUGAAGGAGGCGAGGAGGAAACCAUUGUCACCCCUUCCCUUGGGGCUUAAACCUCCUUCUGCAGAGAGUGUUCUCAAAGAACUUUCAAAGAAAGGAAUCUCCACCGUUCCUCCUCGAAUCAACGGCUCCAAACCUCCCUGAUCCCACUCCAUGAUGAUUGAUUUUGGCUGAAGGUUGUUAAACAUUAACACCUGUCUUUCUAUGAAAUAAUACAAAUGUAAUAUAAAUGUAUUUGGAUU
Cucurbita maxima (winter squash) is the source of this 1899-nucleotide messenger RNA. Its product is annotated as two-component response regulator-like APRR2. Bases 185 to 1801 code for a protein of 538 amino acids. Gene Ontology annotation, cellular component: nucleus. Gene Ontology annotation, biological process: phosphorelay signal transduction system; positive regulation of DNA-templated transcription. The record is from RefSeq and is a predicted model, not a curated record. NCBI's taxonomy places the organism in Eukaryota, Viridiplantae, Streptophyta, Magnoliopsida, Cucurbitales, Cucurbitaceae. Gene Ontology annotation, molecular function: transcription cis-regulatory region binding; DNA-binding transcription factor activity. The transcript has 14 exons.